UCCAGCGCUUGUUUUUCUGAAACAAGAAAGGCGGAGUCAGGCUGGCGUCCCUGGAAAAGGUGGGGAUCCCUGGGACGCGGAGUCCUGGGGAGGCUGGGCUAGUGUGAAGGCUGCUUUAGGUUCCUUCCUGUAUGUGACGGAGAAUUUUUUAAGUGACUUGCUUUGGUGACUCCAAACUUGUGCACGCCAGAGGCUGCUCUUUCAACAGGCGAUUUGUUCUCCUGCCUGUGGCUCAUUUCCAUGCAAAGAGCCUGACAUCAGAGUACCUUUUGUUGCUAAAAGCUUUCUUUAGCUGGGGGAGUGAGCAGUCAUGUGAAACUGGGAGAGCUCAUUUGGAAGAAAGGGGUACUAGAAAGUUAUCUACGCGCUGAAAAGAAACCAUAGGCACCUAUUCUGCUAGCAGUGCCUUACAAGCUGACUCUCUAAGGGACUCGCUUUUAGAUGGAUGUUUGUCUGUUUGUGGGAAGGACGAUUUUACAAUGAAUCCUUUGCUUUUAAGCUUACGAGAACCCCCGCGGUGAAACUGUGGCGCAGACUUACCUUCUGCUACCCUGUUGCUGCAGCUCUACCAGAAAAGUUUUGGAAGGAAUGUCAGCUGUGUACAGCUCCUGGCUCCAUCAGCUAAGAGAGGACAGACCCUAGGGGAAAGCUCUAAUGACCGAGCAGGAUCUGGCAUCUGACCUGGAGGAGAUUUCCACCCCCCUUCCCCCCUGUCCUUGAAGAUUUCUUUUGGGAAGCAGUGAUUUGGCUGGUAGCAGAGAUCAGAUGAGAAGGCAUCGUGAAGCUGUUCAGAAGGACUGGGGAAGUGUUUGUUGUCGGUGUGUGGUGUGUUGAAGAGUCAUCCCUUUGACAGAAAGUUGUUGUUGGGAACCAGUAUUAAGCUCUACUGAGACAGGGAAUCCAUCUAGUCAUGGAGGAGGAACAAGCAGCCUGCCCCGAACCCCAGCCAGACAGCAUGAUGUCUGAUGCGUUCUCCAAGCUGUGGACGGAUGUAAUGGGAAUACUGGACGGGUCACUGGGUAACAUCGAUGACCUGGCACAGCAGUACGCAGAUUACUAUAACACCUGUUUUACUGAUGUGUGUGAGAGGAUGGAGGAGCUGCGCAAACGGCGGGUUUCUCAAGACUUUGAUAUGGAGAAACCCGAUGCCAGCCCCACAUCGCUACAGCUGCGGUCCCAGAUUGAAGAAUCACUUGGACUCAGUAGUGCUGUGUCAACACCAGAGAGUGAAAGAAAGCUUUCCCUUCAUAAAUCAAGCUCUGAAGAAAGCUCUGUAGGGAAAGCAGAUUGGAAAAAGAAGAAUAAGUAUUUUUGGCAGAAUUUCCGAAAGAAUCAGAAAGGAAUAAUGAGACAGACUUCGAAAGGAGAGGAUGUUGGUUAUGUAGCAAGUGAGAUCACGAUGAGUGAUGAGGAACGAAUCCAGCUGAUGAUGAUGGUGAAAGAGAAGAUGAUCACCAUUGAGGAAGCACUUGCUAGGCUGAAGGAAUAUGAGGCCCAGCACAGGCAGUCAGGCAUCAUAGACUCUACAGAUUGGCCUGACGGCUCGUACCCAACAUUUGAUGGGUCUUCCAAUUGUAAUUCAAGAGAACAAUCGGAUGAUGAAACAGAGGAGUCGGUGAAGUUUAAGAGGUUGCACAAGCUGGUUAACUCUACUCGCAGAGUCAGAAAGAAACUAAUUAGGGUGGAAGAAAUGAAAAAACCCAGCACAGAAGGUGUGGCCGAGCAUUCACUUGACAGCUCUCCUGUACUGGAUAACAGAUCGGCACUUUACUCUGGAGUUCACAAGAAGCAAUUCUACUUAGAUGGCUCUUCUGAAAAGCAGCCUGAGGAUGACUCUGACUCACUCACCACUUCUCCUUCAUCCAGCAGCCUAGAUACUUGGGGUGCUAAUAGGAAGCUGGUUAAGACCUUCAGCAAAACUGAUAGCCGUGGCCUUAUUAAGCCCCCCAAGAAGCUGGGGACAUUUUUUUCUUACCCAGAAGAGGAGAAGACCCAGAAGGUUUGCCGCUCUUUGACAGAGGGGGAGAUGAAGAAGGGCCUUGGCUCCCUGAGCCAUGGGGUAAGUACUGAAAGUAUUUGCUUUUAUGACAGCAACAGGCACAAGCAUCAUCUCCUGGUGUCCCUGGAGGAGGUUCAGAGUGUCAGGAAGCAGAUCCGAUUAAAGAAAAUGGAUACUAACUAUUCCUGUUCCAGAGCUUUUCUCUGCCAACGUCCUGCCAGGAAAGGAGCAUCCCCUGCAACUUGUGACCUACAACUGCUCCGGCACAAAGCCAAAGGGGGAGGAGGUUGUGGUUUCCAAAACAGAAGGCUUCGAGGGCGCACCUCUGUCAGUGAGUUCAAUAUCACCUACGUGGUGGAGAGAAGCCUGUACAGUCACCUCAACCUAUCACAGCUGGUGCGUCCCGUCACUGACAGGACCCUGAGCAAGGCUGACAGGCAGGAUCUGCGGAGAUGCCUGCUGGAUGAGGAUGAGGAGGCCAAACGGAAGUGGGCCGCCACAGUGGACCGUUGUACUAAAAGGGUUCUCUUGAGAAUCCACCAAAAGUCUAGAACCUGUAGCUUUGGAGGAUUUGACUUGACAAAUCGUUCCCUGCACGUUGGAAACAACAACAACUCUGACCAAACGGGCAAAGAAGGAGACUUCAUUUAUAAAGAAGUGAUCAAGUCACCCUCUGCCUCCCGUAUAUCUCUUGGCAAAAAGGUGAAGUCUGUAAAAGAAACCAUGAAGAAAAGGAUGUCUAAAAAAUAUAGCAGCUCCAUAUCAGAGCAGGACUCCAGCCCUGAUGUAAUGCCAGGUUCUCCGCAGUCACCACAGCCAGAGACUGAUUCUCUGGAUAAGCCCAAACUGAAAGCUGGUGGUUCAGUAGAAAGCCUGAGGAGCUCCUUAAGUGGUCAGAGCUCAAUGAGUGGUCAGACAGUGAGCACGACAGAUUCCUCAGCCAGCAACCGGGAGAGUGUCAAGUCUGAAGAUGGUGAUGAUGAAGAGCCUCCCUAUAGGGGACCUUUUUGUGGACGAGCCAGGGUUCACACUGAUUUUACACCCAGCCCUUAUGAUACUGACUCCCUGAAACUUAAGAAAGGUGAUAUCAUUGAUAUAAUCAGCAAACCUCCCAUGGGCACUUGGAUGGGUCUGUUGAACAACAAAGUGGGCACUUUCAAAUUUAUCUAUGUGGACGUGUUAAAUGAGGAGGAAGAGAAGCCAAAGCGGCCCACAAGGAGACGACGGAAAGGAAGACCACCUCAGCCCAAGUCUGUCGAGGAUCUCCUUGAUCGUAUUAAUUUAAAGGAGCACAUGCCCACUUUUCUAUUCAAUGGUUAUGAAGAUCUGGACACUUUCAAACUGCUGGAGGAGGAAGAUCUGGAUGAGCUGAAUAUCCGAGACCCUGAGCACAGAGCUGUUCUCCUCACAGCUGUGGAGCUUUUACAGGAAUAUGAUAGUAACAGCGACCAGUCGGGGUCUCAGGAGAAGCUUCUCAUAGAAGGCCAGGGACUGAGCAGAUGCUCCCCCCGGGAUUCUGGCUGCUAUGAAAGCACUGAAAACCUGGAGAAUGGCAAGACUCGGAGGACCUGUCUGUUGCCCACAAAGUCAGCCAGUGAGCACUGUUUUAACAGAAACCAACUGCCAAGUUAUCCAACUCUGCCUUUGACUAAAUCGGUAGAAGCUCUCCAGCAAGGAAAGAAGGAAAUCCGGUUGAGCUGCUUUCAUCAUGCUCCCAAGAGCUGCAUCAAGCCUUCAGGCAUCACAGGUUUGAAGAAGAACCGCAGAAGUUUACCAGCAGCUGUCUGCCGGAGCUGUGAGACUCUGGAUGGCACCCAGAAUGCGGCCAAGUGGCCAAGAUCUCAUUCACUGGAUGACCUCCAAGGAGAAUCCAGCACUGACCUACCGAACACUAGUAAGAAAGUAGAUUCUUUCCCUCAGGAUGCACUGGAGGUAGCAAAAAAGACAACUGGCUCCGUCCUGAAGCCUAAGGCUCCUGGGGGUGUCAUGAGGGCAGAAGAGAAUCUACCUAAGCAAAGUAAAGGAACUGCUGAUUCUCAGAAGGGAAAAACUAGGAAAUUGGACUGCUCAGUAACAGAGACUUCAUGUGGGACUCCUACUCAGUACCUGCUUAAACGCUGGGAGGCUCAGCCUACUUCAGUUACACACAACGUAACAAGGACACCUCUGGAAAAUCAUCAUAAAAGCAGUCAUGACCUUGAAAGGGCUGAUAACUCUCCAGUCCUCAAGGAAGGUCUGAAAGCUGAGCAAAAGGGCGUGAGCGAGGCAAGAAUUCAGUCAAAAAAUCCUUCACAGCCACCACCAGUCCCUGCCAAAAAAAGCCGAGAACGCCUUUCUAAUGGACUAUAUCAUCCCCCUCUGACCCUAAGUGGAGCCCUUUCAAGUCCAGAUGCACCAUGUUUGCCAGUAAAAAGGGCCAGUCCAUCCAGCCCCAUUGAUUGCCGUGUAGUACCUGCCUGUAGGCCCUCUUCUGAGCAGCCCAGUACUCCUCCAAGCACACUGCCCCCUUGGCUAGCUGAGCUUUCUGAGACUGCUAGCAUUCAGCAACAUGUGGUAAAGCUAGGCCCUGCUUUAGCCAGGAAAGUCUCUUGUACUAGAGGACUGGAUCUGGAAAUGUUGAUAGAAAACAAGUUGCAGUCUGAAGAGAUUGAUCUCACAGAGGAACCAUAUUCAGACAAGCAUGGUCGGUGUGGGAUUCCUGAAGCUUUGGUGCAGAGAUACUCUGAAGACCUAGAGCAGCCUGAAAAGGAUGUUGCUACAAACAUGGACCAAAUCCGGGUGAAGCAGUUGAGGAAGCAGCACCGCAUGGCAAUUCCGAGCGGAGGGCUCACUGAAAUCUGCCGAAAACCUGUAUCCCCUGGACAUAUCACAUCUAUAACUGACUGGCUGGUUUCUAUUGGCCUGCCUAUGUAUUCUAGCUCACUCACAGAAGCAGGAUUCACCACGUUGAGCAAAGUGCCUUCUCUGUCACAAACUUGCCUUCAAGAAGCUGGCAUCACAGAGGAGAGGCACAUAAACAAGCUCCUGGCAGCAGCAAGACUCUUCAAACCCCUCAGUCCAGAGGCAAUUUAACAUGCUCUGGAAUGUGGCACUGUCUGAGACCCCGCUGCUUCUUACUGCACCAGUUUUGCUCUAAUUUCUCCACACAGCAAAUGGGAUCAAGCAAGUGGAUCCCAGGGAUAGGCAAAUAAACUCCUCAGAGGAUCGUCCUUUUUUCUGCCUUUAGCAACUAAAGGAGAAAAGAAGCAACCGCCAGGUAACAGAAGUGUGGUACUUCCUUAAUCCUCAGCAACAAAGUAUUUUUAGUUCUGAAAGUGCACAGGGCUAGCCUGUGGUUAGACAGCACCCCCGGUGACCGUUAAGCUAAAGGGGCCCUUGCACACUCUCCACAAGAUUGUGACAGCUACACCUGCUGUCAGCCCUGUUUCUGUUGCAAGGUCUCUAUGAAUAGAAGGCCCUCUGUAAUGCUGGGUCCCAGUUACCUAGAGUCAGCCCUGAAAGCCACAUACAAGCCAAGGUGCAGCUCACCAGCAAAAGCUGUUUAGCAAAUCAUCUUGGUUUUUUUGUUUGCUUGUUUUGUUGGUUUUAGCAAUCAAAUGCUAAAUACAUACCCUUGUUUGUCAUCCUCUCUUGUGCUUGGUAUAGUUCCUAUAGACCAUAGAGCCUUUAGCUAAGCCAGAAUAAUGGAGUGGAAUUAGUUUACAAUAUUGACCAUUUCUGUUGUUCCAGUACAACUAACCUAAUAGAGUCCAAAACUCCUUUUGUGUAUAGAAUUGGGGUCAUUUUUGUAACUGCUUUCUCGCAACCAGCUUUUUUUUAUUUGCCUUAAAAUCAGAUUGCCAGCAGUUAUCUAGUGUUCACUUAUCUGUAUCCAACCUUGCUUCAUUCUGUCGUCGUUCCAUGGCACUUAGGGUGAUUUUCAGUUAAAGUAACUUCUGUAAAUUGUCUCGUAACAUCUUCUGUUUGUAGAGGUGCUUUUGCAAAUGCAGAGUUUCCAUUGUCAGGCUAACUGUUCACAGCAGUCUGCAUUUGCUGCUGUUAUUAAAAUAUUCAAAGUUAUCUUGCCUUGUAUAUAUGUAACUGCUUUUCAUUUUAAUCAUAUUUUUAUGUACUGUGUUAUACUGUCAAUCAUUAUACUGCAGCUUUGACUUGGUAUCCUGACCAUAUCAAUUCAAAACAUUGUUUUUUUCAAAUGAAAGAUUGCCCUGGGGAAAUAAAAUGCACCGAAGAAGCAAACUGUGUCCCAUAGAAAGUAUCAGAGCAGUAAUUUCACUGCCUGGGGGGGAAAAAACCUCAGUGUCUUAUGAAUUAUGCUGUCAUUUUACAAAACUUGAUGUCCCCCAGUAUCGAGUGUUUGAAAUAUCUUCUCUUCCGAAGAAAGUGUCAUUCUGGAAUGCUGGACAAACCAUUUUUUGUCCAUAAAAUAAUGAUCCUAUUUUCUGUCUAACCCACUGUAAAAUCUCCCAUUCACAGCUGUGGAUACUAACAGAUUUUAUUUUUGUACAUGGGCACUCAUUUUAUAUACCAAAUACAGAUCACCAUGAAUAGUAUUAACUAGAUUUUUUUUCUUUGGUGUCUAUAUCCUAUGUACUUUUCUUUAACUUACAGUAGUGGAAACUCUUCAUUGUAGACAGAGUAGGCUUUCCUUUGGCAGGUGAAUUGAAAGAUGCAGUCUAGUGAUCUGAGCACAGGCCUAGAAAUCUGAUUCUAUUGCCAGCCCUGCCACUAGCUUGCCAAGUGAAUUCAGGCAAGUCACUUCCCCUCUCUGAGACUCUAUUAUUCCACUCAUAAAAUGAGGAUAAUGAUGCUUACUCAUCCUGAUAAAGUGCAUUCAGGUUGGUGAAUGAAGUGCUGAAAGUGCACUAUUAUUAUUGCCUACCCUAAAUCGGGUAUGCAGUAAAUUUUACCUACAGUGAUAAUCUAGCUCUGAGUGUAAUAUUAGGUGUCAGUUUUAUUUACCUAAUUUCAGUUGUCACCAGCCUCUGUUAUUUUUAUCACCUCUGCCCUAAAUUCUGCCAUCAGAAUUAAAGACACCAAUGUGUAUAGCAUAACUAAUUCACUUAUUCAUAUCAUCUGAAAUUGUUCUGGAUCCAGAGCUCCUCUGGAUUUUGUCUAAAACCUUAUUAGUGCUUUUCUCUGGGAACUGGAGAACUAGUAAGCUCUAGUGUGACAGCAUCAGGGAAUGUGUGACAUAACUGAAUGUUUUGCACAGGUGGCUAAACUCUUACAAAAGAACAAAAUGCUUAUAGUAUGGGCCUUGGUUGUUAUAGCAAUGAUUUGACUGUCAUCCCUCUCUAAGGCUUAAAGGGAAGCCUACAGAAAGCAGUAGCUGGAAGGAGUGCUGAGACAUCCACUGAUAGCUGGGGUCACCAAUGAUUAAAAGUAAGCAGACUGCAGAAUACCCAUUAGCAGUUCAGAAGGCUAAGGGACUGCUUACUAUGCACAGUUUGAGUAUGAAGCAUUGUCUGAUACAAAAGGAAAACAACUUUUGCUCAUUGUGGGGAAAAAGAAGUCAUAUAAUUUAAAAAAUCCCUCACCUUCAUUUUUUCCCCAACCUGAUUAAUAACAGAAGGAGAGUCACAGCAGAGAAGGAAACAAUCUGGAUUUCUGAAGCUCUCCAUGUCCCAAACACUCAUUGUAAUUCCUGUGCCUUUUGAAUGAUUUAAUAGCACGGAGAAAUCAAAACACACCUAUCAGGACUUUGCCAUGAGGAGGCCAUUCUGACUUGGAUUCCUUGAGAUUUUUGUUGUUAAAAUUGCUCUUUGAUCUGUUUUUUAAAGUCUGCCAUUCAGUCUUCUUUUGUGUUAUAUUUUUAGCAUAUAUUUUUAUUUUAGAAAAGCCUUACACUGCUCAGUGUGAGCUUCUCCUGCUGGUUUCAGUGCAGUUCAAUGGGCAGGUGGGGGAUUGCCUGGUGUAACAACAAUACCCUAUUCUUUACAAUUUCCUUUUGAAGUGCAACACUCCAAGCAAAAGUUAGCUCGUUGGCUAUUGGGAAGCACAAAAGAAGCCUGCUGAUAAAAUCCUAAUCCGCUCUGCUCAGACAAGUACUGCUCUGUGUCCACUGUGUGCAAUUCUAACUUGAAAAGCUAUUUAGUAAGGGAAGAAGCAUUCCCAUAAUAUUAGCAAGCAACAUUACAAUUGUACGUCCGAUUAAUGCCAGUGUAUUACCAUCUGAGUAGCUAGGAUCUACUCUGUGUCCCUGGCCCUGUGCUCUUGUCUGAGACUGGGAGCAUGGGAAUAUGAUCAAAGGCAUUAAGUAUUAUAUUAUUCAGCCCGGUCAUUCUCCCUAAGAGCAGCAAUAGAGGUCAAUUCACCAAGUCACGGCUGUACAGUUGUACUGUAUUAUUUUUAGAAUAAAUAAUACUUUUGGUCCAAGAUACUGUCAUCCUUAAUUGACGCCCUCUGGGGAAACAAAACUGUCAAGCAAGUUAUGUAACAACUAACAAUGUUGCACUUUCUGUAUAUGAAAUCAGUAUUUAAAUAACUUAUUUUUCUCCAUUUGCUGUUCUUAAAUGAUGUAAGUAGCUGUAAUAUACCAGUACCCAAUAUGUCCUUACAGUUUGCUUCAACCUGAGAAAGCUGUGUAUUGUAAAGAAAACAACAACAAUAUGAAUGUGUAAAGAUUAUUGUGCUCUUUCAUUUAGCAAAAAAAGAAAAAAAGUUGACAAAAGGGUUUUCCUGUGUAUCAAACCUUGUCUAUAAUUAUGUCAUACUGUUCAUAGACAAAAAGUAAAUACAUUUCCUCAG
Messenger RNA from Mauremys reevesii (Reeves's turtle), 8746 nucleotides. RefSeq names its product SAM and SH3 domain containing 1 (gene SASH1). Lineage: Eukaryota; Metazoa; Chordata; Testudines; Geoemydidae. Gene Ontology annotation, molecular function: protein binding. The record is from RefSeq and is a predicted model, not a curated record. The coding region runs from base 911 to 5071 and encodes 1386 amino acids. The transcript has 20 exons.